CGCGCCCCAAAUCCUGGCGUGCCGGCCCCGGGAACGCUCCGGAUCCGACCCCAAAUCCCCUCCCCGGCCCCCCCUCCUGGCGCUGGAGGUCGGAGCCACCCCGGAGCAGCUUCUGGAGACCGGAUUUGUCACCGAGGGGUCAAUCCCGGCUCCGAGCCCUCGGCUCCUGCUCCGAAUCCCGGGAUGGAGCCUCUGGCUCCCGCUGCCCUCCUGGCCCUGCUGGUGCUGGCACUGGGACACCCCGACCCUGCGCUGGACCGGCACUGGGAGCUCUGGAAAAAAUCCUACGGCAAGGAAUAUCAUCCCCAGGAGGAUUUUCUCCGUCGCCUGACGUGGGAGAAGAACCUGUGGCUGGUGACCCUCCACAACCUGGAGCACUCCCUGGGCCUCCGCUCCUACACGCUGGGGAUGAACCACCUGGGGGACAUGACCAGCGAGGAGGUGGCGGCUUCGCUGACGGGGCUCCAGCUCCGUCCUCGUCCCCGUCGGAAUUCCGCAUUCCCAGCCCAAUCCCGGCCGCUCGGUGACGUCCCCGAGGCCCUGGACUGGCGGGACAAGGGCUGUGUGACCGAGGUGAAGAACCAGGGCGCCUGCGGAUCCUGCUGGGCCUUCAGCGCCGUGGGAGCGCUGGAAGCGCAGGUGAAGCUGAAAACCGGGAAUUUGGUGUCCCUGAGCGUCCAGAACCUGGUGGAUUGCUCCAGGAUGUACGGGAACAAGGGCUGUGCUGGGGGGUACAUGACAGAGGCGUUCCAGUACAUCAUCGACAACGGCGGCAUCGAGUCCGAGGAGUCCUAUCCCUACACGGCUCAGAACGGGACGUGCCACUACAACGCCUCCGCCCGCGCCGCCUCCUGCUCCCGGUUCGUGGAGCUGCCCGAGGGUGACGAGGCCGCGCUCAGGGACGCCGUGGCCACCGUGGGCCCCGUGGCCGUGGCCAUCGACGCCACCCGGCCCAGCUUCUUCCUCUACCGCUCCGGGGUGUUUGAUGACCCCCAGUGCUCGCAGGAGGUGAACCACGGGGUGCUGGUGGUGGGAUACGGCUCCCUGGAAAACAAGGAAUAUUGGCUGGUGAAGAACAGCUGGGGCGUGCAUUUCGGAGACGCGGGGUACAUCCGCAUGGCCCGCAACGCCUCCAACCUCUGCGGCAUCGCCAGCUACGCCUCCUACCCGCUCAUCUAGACCUGCUCGGGGCCUGCUCGGGGCCUGCUCGGGGCCUGCUCGGGGCCUGCUCCGGGCCUGCUCCGGGCCUGCUCCG
Agelaius phoeniceus (red-winged blackbird) is the source of this 1255-nucleotide messenger RNA. Its product is annotated as cathepsin S-like. Gene Ontology annotation, molecular function: cysteine-type peptidase activity. The record is from RefSeq and is a predicted model, not a curated record. Gene Ontology annotation, biological process: proteolysis. Lineage: Eukaryota; Metazoa; Chordata; Aves; Passeriformes; Icteridae.